AUGCAGCAGCUCAACAUCACCAGCAUCAGCUCCACUGCCCCGGUCUCGCUAGGGACCCAGGUGGCAAGUGCCAUGCUGGGCUUCUGCUGUGCCCUGGGGGUGCCUGGCAAUCUGGUGGUACUGGCCGUCCUCCGACGCAGACUGGCUGAAGGAAACUUCACUCUCUGGCUGAUGCUGAACCUCUCUGUGUCAGACCUGCUGACGCUGCUCACACUGCCUGUGUGGAUUUACACGUUGUGUCACGGCUGGAGUUUGGGCCUGGUGCCUUGCAAGCUUCUCUCCUACCUGGUGUACUGGAGCCUCUACACCAGCGUGCUGUGCGUCACUCUCCUGAGUGUGCAACGCUACAUCCAGGUGCUCUAUCCACAGCGCUGGGCCGAGCUCAAGUCUCCGGGUCGCAAGAUUCUGCUGGGACUCGUAUGGGCUCUUGGAGGCAUUCUGUCCUGUCAUGCUCUGGUCCAAAGAGAAGUGAUAUUGGAAGGGGAUGGACGGCUCCACUGCUUGCAACACUACAGGUCGGACGGGGAGCAGGUGACCACACUCCUCCUCGAGAGCCUGCUGCUGUUUGUACUUCCGUUCUCUAUCCUGGCUUCCUUAUACGUCAGCCUGCACAGAAGGGUGACGCAGAACAUUCGUUCGGGACACGAGAGGAUGAAGAAGCUGGUGGUCAGCAUCAUUGUGGUGUUCUUCAUCUUUUCCAUUCCAAUCCACCUCAACAAUCUGUUCACCGUUGUGGCAGUUUCUUUGAGAUCACAUGACAUCCUGCAGUUUUCCAAGGUCACUAAGAAUGCUGCUGGAGCACUGACUUUCAUCAACAGCUGUGUGAACCCCUUCCUGUAUGCUUUUUCCCACCGGGAAUUGCGCUGUUGGGGCAGACUGGACAAUGACACCUGA
Molecule: messenger RNA, 894 nt
Organism: Alosa alosa (allis shad)
Lineage: Eukaryota; Metazoa; Chordata; Actinopteri; Clupeiformes; Clupeidae
Product: leukotriene B4 receptor 1-like
Exons: 2
Coding region: 1-894 (297 amino acids)
Biological process (GO): immune response; G protein-coupled receptor signaling pathway
Cellular component (GO): membrane
Molecular function (GO): G protein-coupled receptor activity
Source: RefSeq, a predicted model, not a curated record